This is a messenger RNA of Periconia digitata, 1038 nucleotides long. The record is from the annotation of a GenBank genome assembly. Lineage: Eukaryota; Fungi; Ascomycota; Dothideomycetes; Pleosporales; Periconiaceae.
AUGCGCGUAUCAGUUUCUUUGGCGGCUACGGUUUUCACCGCUUUAGCAUCGUCGGCUCCUGCAUCAAAAGAACCGCAGAACAAAACUGCCGCUGCGGAACAAUGCCAUGGUAUUAAUGGACCCGUUCUUGAAAACAACUUUCCAGAUCCAUCCCUCUUCUACACCAACGACACAUGGUACAGCUUCGGCACUUUCAACGGACAAGACCUCCAAGUCGCACAGUCCAACAACCUCGAAAGCGGAUGGAGCAAAAUCAGACCCGACCACCGCAUCCUCGCAAUCAACGAAUCAACAUGGGCAGGGAAACGCGUGAACAGCACUUACGGCAUCUGGGCCCCAGACGUCUUCCAACGCUCCGACAACAAAUACGUAAUGUACUUCUCCGCCUACGAAAAAGCCCCCGAAAACAAAACAAAACCGCACUGCAUCGGCGCCGCCCUGAGCGAGUCCAUAACCGGUCCCUACCACCCCAUCAACACGUUUAAACAAUGCAACGAAACCGGCGUCAUCGACCCUUCCUGGUUCAAAGACCCCUCCACAAACAAACAGUACAUUGUCUACAAAACCGAUCGUCCGAAAGUAUACCUCGAGCUCCGCGAAGUCGCGUCCAAGGGAGCCAACGAGAGCGUGCAGUUCGCCGGGCACGCGCACAAGCUCCUCAAAAUGCACGAACAGGGGUUUUCCGAUGGCUACAACCUCGAAGCACCUUCUCUGUUCAAGAGAGGGGAUAUUUACUUUUUGGCGUACAGCACGCAUUACUACGGCGACGGGUCAUAUAAUGUUGAGUAUGCUACUGCCAAGAGCGUGUUGGGUCCGUACAAGCGGGUCAAGACGCCGUUGCUGGAGACGACGGAUGAGUUUGGGUGUAGUCUUGUUGGACCGGGGAGUGCGAGUUUCUUGAGGAGUCCGUGUGGGGAUGAGGAGAAGGCCAAGGUGAUUUUCCAUGGGUUGAAGGAGCCGAUUAAGCCUAUGAGACGGCAGUUGUAUACCGCGAGUGUGAAGGUUAAUGGGACGAAGCUGUAUAUUGAGAAGUCUUAG